Molecule: messenger RNA, 1287 nt
Organism: Eremothecium cymbalariae DBVPG#7215
Lineage: Eukaryota; Fungi; Ascomycota; Saccharomycetes; Saccharomycetales; Saccharomycetaceae
Gene: AAN1
Product: Aan1p
Exons: 1
Coding region: 1-1287 (428 amino acids)
Source: RefSeq, a predicted model, not a curated record
AUGAGUACUCGGUAUUGUAGUUCCCACAAUAGUGCACAAGAUGGCCCAUUGCGCUCUUCGAUCUCAGGUGAUCGACUACCAGCAAGGCCUAAAAAGAAGCAUUCACGUCGCUAUAAAUUCCAAUUCCAUAAGCAUCUUCAAUUUCAUGGCACUACAUAUCAGAAGGUAACUUCCAUGUCUUAUCUGAUAGACAACUAUGGGGAGCAUAAGGCCACUACUAUUACUUCGUUUAUGAGGUGUAUUCAUAGAAAGAUAAACCACGAUGUGUGUAGAAUUAGUGAUGACCACAUUAUUCAUAAUGUUUCUAAAUGGGAGAAAUCGAAGCUGUUUCUACUCCUAGUGACGUUGUCUCAACGUGGAGGCCCAGAAUACUGGAUGGAUAAAACAAAUGGGAAUCAAGGGAAGAAUAUAGUUCAAGAAGGGAGUAAAUGUAAGAAGAAUAGCGUCGAAGUCCAAAACACUAGUAAGAAGAAAGAGGCGAAAUUAGUAUACACACUAGUCGAACAGAUUAUGAGAGAAAAUAUCACUGAAGAUUAUGAUGAGAGUAUCCAUGAUGAGAAUUAUGUAUUCUCAUCUAUAUGGGCUAAUUUUAUGGAAGGGUUGAUUAACCAUUACUUGGAAAAAGUUAUCAUCCCGAGGUCUGAACUCAAGGUUUGCCAACAGUUGUAUAAGCCUAUGAUGAAAAUCAUUUCACUCUAUAAUGAAUACAAUGAACUUAUGGAUAAGAGUGAAAGAAGUGGUUUUUUGCCAAACAGAGGCUCUGGGUGUAUUGGCCCAGCUAUCAAAGACGAAUCGGGAGAAACAUCUUCAGUUGCAUCAGAUAGUACUACGAUACAAGAUGGGUCCACAGACGGAAAAUUAGAAAGGGCUCAAAAGCUGCUAUGGCAAGCUCGUCAAGACAUACCAAAAACCAUUAGCAAAGAAUUAACGUUACUUUCAGAGAUUUACACCACGUUGAGUGCUGAUGAACAAGAUUAUGAGCUGGAUGAAUUUGUAUGUUGUGCGGAAGAGUACAUUGAAUUGGAAUAUCUACCUGCGUUGAUUGACUUAUUAUUCAAUAACUGUGGAACCUUAAUAUUCUGGAAAAUCAUGCUUGUACUAGAACCGUUUUUCUAUUAUAUCGAGGAGUUAGAUGACGUCCGUGACAACGAUGAUGAAGAGGGUGAAGAAUCAAAAUUCACCACUGAGGCUACAGCUGAGUAUGUAAAUAAAAUAGCGAAACCAGAUCCUCGAGUGGUAACUUUGGAAAGGAUCUGUAAAGUAGCUGCGAGACAAAAAUGGAUAUAG